AUGGUGUGUGCACGGCUUAUUGAUUGUCCGGACUCACCGGAAGAGGAAGAAAUGGGGCUGAUUCCGGAUAUGAUGUUUGCAGGCGGCGAGGAACCAGUCGGUGUUCGUGUGUUGACAUAUCAAUCAUCUAGUGCUUUGAAAAGAAUUUUUAAUGCGUUAGAGGAAGAAGAGGUCGAUAUUAUUAGGCGAUCUUCUUUUGGAAAAUUGAUAGAGAUUGCAGAGAAACCAGUUUUUUCUGGUAGAUUUGCUCGAUAUAUGCUAUCCAGGCAACUGAAAACGAAGAAGAAACAUGAAGUGUGGUUCCGAUGUGCUGGGAAACCUGUUAGGUUUUCUCUAAGAGAGUUUGCGAUUGUAACCGGAUUACCAUGCGGUAAAUUUCCGAAGAAGUCGAAGAUGAAGCUUAAGAAAACCAUUUCCGAAAGGCCGUAUUGGCCAUCUUUAUUUGGAAAAGUCGAGGUCGUGACAGUCUCAUCUAUCAUGAAGAUGCUCUAUCGGAAAACAGUCAAGGACAGGGAAAUCCGGAUCAAAUAUGCUUGCCUGGCACUUCUUGAGUCUGUGCUCCUCCCAACUAGUCUUAACAUGAAGAUAUCCAGAGAGCAUGCUGAAGCAAUUGAAGAUCUUGAAGAAUUUUUUUCUUAUCCUUGGGGGAGACUAUCAUUCGAUAUGCUGAUGUGUAGUAUCAAAGAGAGAGAUGAGGUAGGUUUGUCCCAAAAUACAAUUGCUGUUAAGGGAUUUGCGUUAGCUCUCCAGCUUGUUAUGCUCGAAGCUGUGCCUUCGUUGACAGAGGGGGUGCAAGAGAUUGGUUCUUCUUCUGAGUCAGAUAGCGAGGAAAUAGAAGGAAACGGGCGUGAUAUAUUUACUAAGAAACAGAACCUUAACCCCGCCCACGCCCGAAAUGUAGACAAGAGAGGCAAUGUGUAUGUUUGUAGCAUCCUAUGUGAGGACUCUACCCGUCCGAUUGAUGAAGGUAGAUGCGAGUGGUCCGACGAAGAGGAAGAUUUCAAAGUUGACAACCUCGUUGCGCUUAUCAACGCAAACCAUGAGUUCCAAACAUCUCAAUUUCGUGGAGGAGUUAGGAAGAGUGAUGUCGAUCGUAUGCGACAAAUGAGUAAAUUAACUUCUAAGGGAAGGAAAUCAUCAAAUGUCCAGUCCAAUUCUGAAAGGAUUGAUCCGGGUAAUGUUGCUGCCCUUGUGAUAGAGAAAAUAACACCUCAGUUAGCUAUUAUGGAUAAGAACAUUAAUUCGGCAUGUGCAAUGGUUGAUGCAAUUGAGGGCAAAGUUGUCGUACACGUUGAUGAUUUGUUUGUUAAGUUGAAGGAAGAAAUGAUUAAAUGUGUUAAGGAUAUGGUUUCCGCUAUGGUGAAAGAUGUAUUCGAAUGGCAGAAUGGCCCAUCAAAUAUUCCAUCAGCUGCUCCGCCCGAAGCAGCAGCUCUUUCUACUCAUUCAACUCCUGCACGUGAUCUUAAUGCAAAUACAAUCAAAAACGUUCUAAGAAACUUAAGUGAUUACUCUACGCCUCCACGAUCGAAACAUAUGACGCAGGUGAAUUUGCCAUCAACGAACAAAGAUGAUGUGGCAACCGGAUUUGUAUGUGUUACUCCACAACCAGAGACCUGUGCACAAUCAGCUAAUAGCGAGAAUCAGACACGGCAAAUUUCGUUACAGCAACGUUUGGAGGCACAUAAGAGGCAAGAACACAACAUAACGGACGAACCGUCGUUCUCCCUGGGUUUAACUCAGGAAGAGAUGAAUCAGGGGCAGCUAAAUAUGGUGCCUGCAGAGGUUCCUCUACGUAACACAACUUCUGAGAUGAACGUUGAUGACAAUAUAGCGGAAGUACAAGUUUCACGGAAAAGUAAGAGCACGGUGAACGUUGCUGGACUUUUUGCUAGUGGAAAAGACAUUCGUCUUAUUCUAGAGAGGUCACGGUUUAUGUCAGCAAAGGUUAUAGAUAUUCUAAUCCGAGUUGUACGUCGGUCGACCCUUCUACACCUUUCUGAAGAAGGUCGAUCUUCUGUUGCAUUACUUGAUACCAAGUUUGUAGCUGCAAUAAACAAGACUUUUCCAAAGUUUGUAAAGAGUAGAAACAAAGAGGGUUACAUGUUUCCAAAAGGAUUGCGGGAUAUUUUUCCUUCGGCUAAUGACGCAGCGGUGCAUCCGACAAGGUAUUACUUUCCAUGCAAUCUUGGAAACAAACAUUGGGUUGGCAUAUGUUUUGAUGCUGGAAUUGGGGUUAUCACUGUUCUCGAUUGCAAUAUAUCAUUGUAUAAGGAGAGGUCGUUGGAGACGGAUUUAAAACCCAUCGUGCAGAUGUUACCUUAUCUCGCUAGAUUUGCCUGUCAACCUAUAGGAGAUGACAAUGUUAUUCAGUGUUACGAUGUUGCUAGGCCAAAGUUUGUCUCACAAAAUAAAAAUCCAUCGGAUUCUGGAUUGAUGGCUGUGCUAUUAAUGGCCAACCACGCUGUGUAUGGUACUGAAGCGUGUAAAAAUAUCAGCCAUGAACGUCUAGAAGCAGAAGGGAGGCGUGCAGCGAUAUUGGUGUAUGAGUUCAAGGAGGAGCUUUAG
Molecule: messenger RNA, 2565 nt
Organism: Brassica napus (rape)
Lineage: Eukaryota; Viridiplantae; Streptophyta; Magnoliopsida; Brassicales; Brassicaceae
Exons: 6
Coding region: 1-2565 (854 amino acids)
Biological process (GO): proteolysis
Molecular function (GO): cysteine-type peptidase activity
Source: RefSeq, a predicted model, not a curated record